AGGAGAAUUUUCCUCUCCCUUUCUGGCUUUCUCUCUCUCUCUCUCCCUCUUUUCUCUCCUCUGUAGGAUCCCCGUCCUAUUCUCUCAACUCUUUUUAGCAUAACCUUCAAAGGAGAUCGUUCCCUUCAGACUUUAUUAUCUUCUUUUCUCCAUUGAGAGAAUACCUCUUAGCUGCAAGACGUUUUUAAGUCCAUGCACGACUUCGGGGAUUUGGUUAUCUUGCCAGGGAAAUUGAUCACUGCUUGGGACUCACAGUGUGCUAAAUUAGCUACCAGAGUAAGCCUGGCGGAGGAAGGCUUUUAUCACAUACUCUUCUCUUCAGUUUGAACACAUUUGCUUGAAAUUUGCCGCAUGAUGCUGUCCAGGGAAGCAGCUUUUUUUCUUGGGAUGCAGCAAUUCGCUGGUUUCUAAGCUUGUUGCGGAAGAAGAAAUAAUCUUAAAUCGAGUGGAUCUUCCCCCCACCACCCCCCCACCGCCGGCUUGAUUCGACCGGGCUGGGUUGCACCGCGGUAAAGAUCACCUGUCACUAAAUCUUUCAGGAAGUAAAACAAACUGAAUUGUAAUUAUUAUUUAUUUAUUUUUAUUAUUUUUAACCGGUGGAGGCGGCGUGAUCACGGAGAAUGAGACUGAGAGAAGCUGCCAGGGCUUGGAGGAGGAUAAAGCUGAGUUUAGGCUGGAAACUAAAAGACUAGACUGUUUUUUUGGUUCAACUUGCCCGGUUUCUCUCCACUUCCUUUAGUUUCGCUCCAUGGACAGAUCAACAAACCUGGACAUCGAGGAGCUAAAGAUGACACGAGAACAAUAUAUACUAGCAACACAGCAGAACAACCUGCCAAGGGCUGAGAAUGCACAACUUUACCCAGUAGGGAUUUAUGGAUGGCGAAAGAGGUGCUUAUACUUCUUUGUCCUUCUGCUGUUGGUUACCAUGAUAGUUAACUUAGCCAUGACAAUAUGGAUAUUGAAAGUGAUGAAUUUCACUGUGGAUGGUAUGGGAAAUCUGAGAGUCACCAAGAAGGGAAUCCGACUUGAAGGUAUAUCUGAGUUUCUACUUCCAUUGUAUGUGAAAGAAAUUCAUUCCCGAAAGGAUAGUCCACUGGUCUUGCAGUCUGAUAGGAAUGUAACAGUGAAUGCAAGAAAUCACAUGGGGCAGUUAACUGGACAGCUGACAGUAGGAGCUGAUGCUGUGGAAGCUCAGUGUAAAAGAUUUGAAGUGAGAGCGAGUGAAGAUGGCAGGGUGCUGUUCUCUGCAGAUGAAGAUGAGAUUACCAUUGGGGCUGAAAAGCUGAAAGUCACAGGCACUGAAGGAGCAGUAUUUGGGCACUCUGUUGAAACACCUCACAUCAGAGCAGAACCUUCCCAAGACCUCAGGCUUGAAUCACCCACCAGGUCCUUGAUCAUGGAAGCUCCACGAGGGGUGCAGGUGAGCGCUGCUGCAGGAGACUUCAAGGCUACCUGCAGGAAGGAGCUGCAUUUGCAGUCUACAGAAGGGGAGAUCUUUCUGAAUGCAGAAAAAAUCCGGCUGGGGAAUCUACCGACGGGCUCUUCCUCCUCCUCCUCGCCGAGCUCCUCAAAUUCCCGGCAGACGGUGUACGAACUGUGCGUCUGCCCCAACGGCAAACUUUACCUUUCUCCAGCAGGAGUAGGCUCCACGUGUCAGUCCAGUAGCAACAUCUGCUUGUGGAGCUGAAGUGACUGAUUUCUCCUCACACCAGAAUAGCCUUUUGUUCCUGUCCGUCUGCUUCACAGUCCCGCUCGGUUUCCCUUGUGAUCAGUCCAGAGCUGCUUCAAACGGUCCACAGAGCAACUUCUUCCAAUGCAAGCAGGGGUUCGCCGCCACCUUCUCUCGGGAUUUCCUGUGCUGCUCCAGGCAGAGUGUGGGUGACGGGACAGUGGAAAAAUCGUCUUCAGCGGGAAAACUGGAUCAUAACUUUUGCUCAAAAGGGAGAAAAACAUAGGUGCCUUUGCUACAUGAAGUGAAGCACACAGUUUUAGAUUUUUUGCAGGACCCGGAGAUGAACUGCAUAUACAUACAUUAAUUACAUAGAUGAGAUUCCCAGUAUCCAAUGGCAAGAUGAGAUGGUUGACCCUGUCAGAAAACUAAUUCUACAGCCUGAAAGCACAAUUUUCCAAUCGUUUUUUUUUUUUUGGAUGUAAACUUUUAUCCCCGAGUUUUAAAAUUUUCAAGCAUUAGAUGAUGCUUGCUUUGCUAAAAAUUAAAUUCAAUACAUGAUUUUUAA
This is a messenger RNA of Lutra lutra (Eurasian river otter), 2237 nucleotides long. RefSeq names its product sarcoglycan zeta (gene SGCZ). The transcript is spliced from 8 exons. Bases 749 to 1687 code for a protein of 312 amino acids. Gene Ontology annotation, biological process: heart contraction; cardiac muscle tissue development. The record is from RefSeq and is a predicted model, not a curated record. Lineage: Eukaryota; Metazoa; Chordata; Mammalia; Carnivora; Mustelidae. Gene Ontology annotation, cellular component: sarcolemma; sarcoglycan complex.